CUUGGGACGUUGACGACCGGUACGCGACUCCCGAUACAGCAUCACUAUUCUGUAGUGUACUAUUUGCACGAUAUCGUCGCCUCCUCCCGACGACGACGACGACGAAGACGGCAACCGGAGCUCGAAAGCUGGAGCCACCCCUGGUGGAUAAAACGCGAAACACACAGCUUGGGGGGUGAUCGGGUUCGGCCGCCCGCUCAGCGACGUACCUUCGACGCGUUCUUGUCUGACCGCCCGCUUGGCUUUCUGCCCGCCCGCCCCAAAUCUCGUAAACUAUCAAUUGAACAAGAGUGGAAUUGGUCCUGCCGCCGACGACGACGACGCGCCCAAACCGACACUUUUUUGCCUUGUCGGGAUUCUAAUUUUGCCCCACGUCGCAAAAACAUCACCAACCGACCGAAACCGCAAGGGGAGGAGAAAGAAAAAAAAUCGACGACUUCACAAAGUUCCCCUCCUCUUCCGUUCAGAACAAAAAGCAGGCCGCCCUUGAUGCGCCGCCCGCCCCGCCAUCACCGACAUCCAUGACUACUCUCGUACGGACCCGCCAGCCGCUACAAGUCUUGAGCAUGAGCCACCACCAGCCUGAGCGUCGGAAGAGUAAACGCCUCGCGGGUACGUCGUCGCCAGAACCAGAAGAGCCGGAGUUCAAGAGGAGGAAGAGGACUGCUGCGGCUGCCGCGGUUAUCAACGAGUCGGCGGCAUUUUCACAACAACAACAACACGCGCCCGCGCCGGCGACGGGGAGGAAAAAGAGAAAGAAUGACGCUGACUCCAAGGGUUCCUCCUCCUCCGCAGUCCCGGCAGUGUACGACGAGCAGGAUGGCGACUUUUUGUUUACGCGCGGGUCCAAGAGGGUGAAGACUACGCCAGCACCACCACCACCACCACCACCACCUGAGCCAGAGCCGGAGCCGGAAUUGCCAUUGCCGAAAAUGUCUACCGCGAAGAAGGUUGGAAGACCACCAAAGAAUAGUUCGAAAAAGCGCGCUUCCUCUCCGGCGCAACAGUCUGCGCCUUCACCGCCGUUACCAGUACAGCCGCAGCAGCAGGUUUUACCGAGGAGGACGUCGAAAAGGAGGUCUAGUGCAGCUGCUCAGGCGGCGCCCCAACCGGUACAAGAUGAGGAGCCGGUUAUGCCCAAGGCGAAGACGAGGAGGAAAGGGAGGGAGUCGAAUGCCGACAAGAAAGCAAGAGAGGAAGCGCAGCGGAGGCAGUUAAUAGAGGGGAUUCCGGAGGAGGAGGAAGAGGAUGAAGCACAGGACCAGCGACACAACCACCACCGUGAUCAUGACCACGCUAUGACCAACGGCACACCCCAAGCAGAACACCCCUCUGGCGCCGCUUCACAGAUGAUCUCCUUACCUUUCAGCGACACGCCUAUUCAAAACAGGAAUAAAGAGUUUCGAAAAAAGGGGGGAGCGUCUGGAGGGAGGAGGAGUUCACUGGGCAUGAGAGGGAGGAGGGCGAGCUCGUUGAUUGAUAAUGGGCAGAGCGCGUUACCACAUCGGGAAGUUGAUCCGAAGGAUUUCUACAAGUAUAUUUCGGCCGAGGGGUUGAGCGAGCCGAGGAGGAUGAAGCAGUUGUUGAUUUGGUGCGGGGAGAGGGCGCUUAGUGAGAAGCCUAGAGGGGGGAAGGGGAAUAGUGCUGUUUUGGGAGCGAGAGCGAUACAAGACCAGAUAUUGAAGGACUUUUCCUCAGUGUCGGAGUUUUCGGAUUGGUUCUCACGGGAAGAAGCGCCGAAGCCGCCGGUGGUGUUGAAGCCGAACCCGAGGAAUGAGGAUUAUGACAGGAAGAUUGAGGAGAUGGAGGAGAGGAUAAAAAGAUUAAAAGAAGUCAAAAAAGCCUGGCAGGCCAUCGCGAAACCAUUACCCACACUCGACCCGAUAUACCCCCUUUCAGCCCCCCCACCAGACAACCCUGAAGCUCCCCCGCAACCCGACUCGAGAAAAGCCCCGUUGCCAGACCCCAAUUUGUUGUCGGAGGAAGAAACGAAAAUGUUGACUUUCCUGACCAGUCCGGAGACGAGUUUUGGCAGCUGGAAGAGGCAGGUCAGGUCAAGGCUGCAGAAUGUGCAUCAGGAGCUCGAGUUUGAGGUUGAUGUGCUGGCGGACAGGGUUCACAAGUUUGACAUGAGAGUUGAGACUGCGGGGCGGGAGGCGGAUCAGGUUUUGAGGUUGGGGGCGGAGAGGUUGAGGGAACGGGAGGAGAGGGAGAAGGAAAGGGUGGGGACACGGGGGGUGGGGGUUUGGGAGGUGCUGAAGAGUUUGGGGAGGAUAUUGCCUGAGGGGGGGUAG
Podospora pseudocomata is the source of this 2294-nucleotide messenger RNA. RefSeq lists its product as uncharacterized. Gene Ontology annotation, cellular component: MIS12/MIND type complex. The transcript has 3 exons. The coding region runs from base 522 to 2294 and encodes 590 amino acids. NCBI's taxonomy places the organism in Eukaryota, Fungi, Ascomycota, Sordariomycetes, Sordariales, Podosporaceae. Gene Ontology annotation, biological process: mitotic sister chromatid segregation; cell division. The record is from RefSeq and is a predicted model, not a curated record.